CUCAACGUGGCAUGGGAAAACCAUGCAACCAAAUUUAACUGUCCGACACUUGCCACGUGGCCCAUCGGUUCGGUGAAUUCCCAGGUAAUGAGAGAAGAUAUAUCUAUGGUCAUAAGAUGCAAGCUGCUGCUAGCUAGCCUGCGAACCUGAAAAUCUCAACGACGACAAUGGCGAAGGCAAAGCGAGAUAAACCACCUCCACAACCGCCGGCGGCUUACGCAACCGCCACGUCACCGUUAUCAAGAAGCCUUUCCAUUUCCACAUCACAUUCUCCACCACCGCCGCCGCCGUGGGAAGUUCUAGCUCUAGUCUCCCGCCACCUGGACCCCAAAACCCUAGCCAUCGCCUCGUGCGUCUCGAGGACAUGGCGGGCCGCCACGUCAUCCGACCACCUCUGGCGGCCCAUCGCAACCGCCCGCUUCCCUUCCCUCGCCGCCGCCCUCAAAACCGUCCACCCUUCCCUCCCUUACCGCCGCCUCUACGCCCUCGCCCACUCCGCCGCCACCUCCACCCGCCGCCUCAAGCCCCUCCCCAAACCUUCCAUCUCCCUCGACGACCUCGUCUUCUCAAUCGACCUCUCCGGCACAAGCCACCACAAGCAUCAAGACAACGACGUCGUCCUGCUCAGCAUGGCAGGGGUUGUGGAUGAAAUCGCGACGAUUGACCCCGGCGGUGUAUUUCGUUUCGACGUGGGAGCUGCGAGCGGAGUCGUACUCGAUGCGGACGACGAGGUGAGGGUGAUGUGGCACGUGGUGCUGAGGAGCGGUUGGACGGCGGCGUUCACGUUGAUGGACGUGGUUGUGAAGGUGAGGCCAGAGGCGGCGGCGGGGGAAGUACGAGGUUUGUUCUCGCAGGAACUUCCCCCGCCGGGGUGCUGUCCCUUCGGCGGUGGGACUAGCGGGCUUGCCGCGGAUUUGAAGAUCGAGUUUGCGGAUUGUUGGAGAGGAGAUGAUAACAGAAGGAAAGUACUGAGGGUUGAGAAACUGAGCUUCGGGCUGCUCAGCACAGUCGAUUGGAGGUACGUUAGUGUCGAAGACGGGCUUAGGUACUUGCAACACUUUUUGUUGGACACUAGAUUUAGUUAACUAAUUAUGGAAUUAAUCAAAGCUCAUAGGGGUAAUAUCCGUCUUUGGCGGGUGAUUACAUGAUAAUCGUUGUACUAGAAAUGUGUUUUG
Molecule: messenger RNA, 1175 nt
Organism: Linum trigynum
Lineage: Eukaryota; Viridiplantae; Streptophyta; Magnoliopsida; Malpighiales; Linaceae
Source: the annotation of a GenBank genome assembly